This is a messenger RNA of Electrophorus electricus (electric eel), 1755 nucleotides long. Its product is annotated as GRAM domain-containing protein 2B-like. The record is from RefSeq and is a predicted model, not a curated record. NCBI's taxonomy places the organism in Eukaryota, Metazoa, Chordata, Actinopteri, Gymnotiformes, Gymnotidae. Gene Ontology annotation, cellular component: cytoplasmic microtubule.
UACAAUGUACGACAUAGCACCUCCUUCCCAAAUUUAACCCAUUUUGUCGAGGCAGUGGCACGAAGUUUGCGUCAACUUCUUGGAGGAGACUGGAGAAGCGAGGGAGGCGAUAGUUUUGCAGCCUCUUGCGAAAUGGUGUUGAUGAUCGAUCAAGCAGAAAGACUCCAGACUGCGCUAUCGUCUCCAGAAGUGGUCAAAUCCAUCAGAGCAGACAGAAGAGAUACCCGAAUCCAAAACAACUCGGAGCCUGACAAUGGGGAAGAGAGACAGAGGAGAGGAGGGACGCUCCCCAGCCAGCUUGGACUGGAUUCCGUGUUGUCCGUGGACACGGAGUCAGACCUCUCAGAAAGCAGGAAGAAACCAUCCCUCAUGAGGUUUAAAGCCGUCGACCAGCCCUCCUUCUUGCAAAGUCCGUUGGACUGUGAUUCAAAGGCAGAGAGGAAGAAAUCACAGUACAGCCAGUUUUCUAAAGCAAACGCACAGUAUCAUAAGCUCUUCAAAGAAAUGAGCAAGGAUGAGAUACUCAAACAAAGUUAUACCUGCGCUUUGCAGAAAGACAUUCUUUAUCAAGGAAGGCUUUUUGUCUCUGAUAACUGGAUUUGUUUUCAUUCCAAGGUGUUUGGCAGAGAUACCAAGAUUGUUAUCCCUGUUCUCUCCAUCACUCUUAUAAAGAAAACAAAAACAGCCCUUUUGGUGCCAAAUGCUCUUGUUAUCACUACUACAAAUGAAAGGCAUGUAUUUGUAUCAUUUCUGUCCCGAGACACUACGUACAAGUUCCUCAUUUCAGUCUGCGUUCACUUGCAUAGAGAGAAUGUGGGCAGCACGCCCGUCACAUCAUCAGCUGAGAACAGCUUCAGAGGGGACUGUCCGUCAUCACUUCCUUUGGACUUUUCUGCUGAUUUCUCUGACCUUGAUGGAGUGGUGCACCAGAGGAGGCAGGACAUGCUUGAGAGCAGCAGCUCAGGAUCCCAGACUCCAGACUAUGAGAAGAUGACUGAGUUUCAGACGCUCUCUGAAAACUUCCUUGGCACAAUGAAGUCGGGUGAGAUGGCUGUCCAUGCUGACAUUCACCUGCCGGCCACCACUAUGAAGCAGCAUAAUGCCCUAGGCCCCGGAAAGGCCGCGUCAGGAACCGGUCAGCAGGAGCAUUUCCCACGGCCGCUGUCCCUCAACACUCUUCUACUCGUCUACUUGUUUUUGGUGUGCUUCCUUUUCUUGUCAUCCUGUUACAUGGCCUUCAAGAUCACGGCUCUAGAGCAGCGGCUGAACUCGCUGGGCUCACUAGGUGAACACUCACACAGGGAAAAUGCUGUUCAUCAUCAUGCCCAAUUAGAGGUGAACGCAGAGAUUUACGGAGAGCUGUCUACAAACCUGUUCAAAUUAGAAAAAAUUCAGAGGAACCUGCGCAAGCUGCUUGAGGAGGGCUGACUGGCCAAAUGGAUGCAGUGUCUUCGGUUUUGUUUUACCAUUUAAAUGACUCCAUCUUGAAGAAGAGGACUCAUCACAGUGCAAUACUGUAUCUACUCAGGACCACUCAACAGACUUUUUUUUUAAUGAAUCAUAGCAUUUCAUUAGUUAGUGAAAGGGAAAAAAAGACUUUAAGUACUUUAGGGGAAUUAGGAAGGCUCUAGAGGGGGUAGGAAUAAAUGGGUCCCAAGGACUCGGGUUAGUGUGUUUCUAACAUUUGGGAAACAAAUAAUCUGAUAUGAUGAAUAGUUACUUUUUAGAAUUGCCAAUAAAAAUAUUUAUAAAUUG